AUGCGGCUUCUGGCAUAUCUGCAAAGUCUAGCCUGGUGCAUUUUCCUAGUCCAUGGCAAUGUAGAGAAGACUAUCUUCCUUGCACCAGAAGCUAUUCAAAUCUAUCAACAGCAUCCGAAUCUUGAAGACCUUAAGCUCGAAGUGUUAUCUUCCUCAAACCCAACACUACGCCGCCAGCUAUCAGCAGCAUUUCCAAAGCCUGCCAGUCCAAAAGGCAUUGCAGCAUGGUUUCUACUUGACAAACUGACGCAGCACCAGCGCUACGAAGUUCGCAUCUGCUGGGCGGCAACACAACCAACUUCCUUCACACUCACCACUUACCUAUUACAAGAAGUUUUCGAUACGCCAGAGCUAAUCACUUCUCUCGCUGAUUACUCUGACUCACGUCAGACUAUUCUUGCACCAGAUCAGAGUCCUGAUUAUCACCGAGUGGAUAGCAAUCCAGAAUCUCUUCUUCUCCUUCAAGUGUUUGCUGCUGCAGAUUACUUCACCACCAAUAAGACGCUUAUGCAAGAUGUUCCGCCUGUGAAUGUUGAAAUCAUCCUGGACCCGUUCCUACUCAACGUGCUUCCAAGAUCUUUGCUACCAACCGGCAUCUACCUGAUCGUCCUAGCAGUGUUUGCCUGGCAUCUCUCGGAAUACAUCUGGCAAGGUCUCUCUCAGAUCUCCCGAACUUCCCAAAAGCAAUAUGCCCCACUCGACGGUUCCGAGGCAGGACAACGGAGCAAGAAAGUCAAUUGA
Letharia columbiana is the source of this 741-nucleotide messenger RNA. RefSeq lists its product as uncharacterized. NCBI's taxonomy places the organism in Eukaryota, Fungi, Ascomycota, Lecanoromycetes, Lecanorales, Parmeliaceae. The transcript has 3 exons. The record is from RefSeq and is a predicted model, not a curated record. Gene Ontology annotation, molecular function: mannosyltransferase activity. Gene Ontology annotation, biological process: GPI anchor biosynthetic process. Gene Ontology annotation, cellular component: mannosyltransferase complex; endoplasmic reticulum membrane. Bases 1 to 741 code for a protein of 246 amino acids.